Messenger RNA from Alosa sapidissima (American shad), 2373 nucleotides. RefSeq names its product KAT8 regulatory NSL complex subunit 2 (gene kansl2). The record is from RefSeq and is a predicted model, not a curated record. Gene Ontology annotation, cellular component: NSL complex. The transcript has 10 exons. NCBI's taxonomy places the organism in Eukaryota, Metazoa, Chordata, Actinopteri, Clupeiformes, Clupeidae. Bases 151 to 1665 code for a protein of 504 amino acids.
CAAUAAACCAAGAAGAAGAAGAGACGUCAUUUUCUAAAUUUGACCGGAAGCACAGUCUUAGCAGAGACGGUUAGAAUCUUUGGUCUUAGCCUGCCAACUGUCGAAUCUCACGGACGUCUUCUUCAUCUUUGGUCUUGCAAUGAUAUAACGAUGAACCGGAUUCGUAUCCACGUGCUACCUUCCAGCAGGGGAAGGAUGGUGCAGCCAGUGCGCCCUAUCGAGCCCCAGACUUGCUCAUACAGUCACCGACCUUGCUCCCAACCAUGCCUUGAUGGCCUUGAGUUUUGCAUCAAACAUGUUCUUGAGGACAAGAGUGCCCCUUACAAGCAAUGCAGCUAUGUCUCGAACAAGAAUGGAAAGCGUUGCCCUAAUGCUGCCCCCAAGCCAGAAAAGAAAGAGGGAGUGGCUUUUUGCGCAGAGCACACCCACAGAAAUGCACUAGCCCUUCAGGCACACCUGAGGAAGGCUUCCUCUGGUCCGUCCCCAGAGCUGCUUCUUUCCCAGCUGAGUACUUAUGGCCGGAGCAACGCUGAAGUGUAUAGUGUGGAAUGCACAGAUGAGGACAGCUGGAGUGAUGAGGAACAGGAUCCUGUAGUUCUUGAUCAAACAUGGAGGGGUGACCCAGAUAGUGAAGCAGACAGCAUUGACAGUGACCAUGAUGACCCUCUCAAACAUGCAGGUGUUUAUACAGCUGAGGAAGUGGCCCUAAUCACACGGGAGAAACUUAUCCGGUUGCAGUCCCUCUACAUUGACCAGUUCAAACGUUUACAGCAUCUACUAAAAGAAAAGAAGAGACGGUACUUGCAUAGCCGUAAACUGGAGCAUGACGCCAUUAGUAGCAGUUUGUUAACUGGGCCUGAGGGCCUGUCUCUGAAGGAGCGUGAAAACUUGCGCAAACUGAAGGCUCUACGAAGAUACCGGUACCGUUAUGGUGUUGAAGCACUGCUCCAUCGCCAGCUCAGGGAAAGACGGCAAGCGGUCACUGAUGGAUUAUCACAGGCUCACUGUCUUCGCCUCAGUCAAAGGUGUAUCUCCUUUGUAGAGGGCACACGCUGCUCCAAUCAGUGUCUCCCCAUGACCAGACAUUGUGUGUCUCAUAUUUAUCAAGACAGCAGCCAGGUUCUAUUUAGGAUGUGCCCAGGUCUGAAGGAUAUGCCAUGUGAUCGCCCAGUUCACAUGGGUCAAUCUGAGGAACCUCAUUGUCCACUGCAUUCAUCCCUUCCACCACCCAUGUACCGUCCUGAAGAGGCACCACUGACACAGUCACCAUUGCUUCCCACACCUUCCGAGCUGUAUCUGAGUACUGCUGAGCUACAGCCAACAGAAAAUUUGCCCCUCGAGUUCAGUGAUGAUUUGGAUGUGGUUGGAGAUGGCCUGCAGUGUCCUCCCUCCCCACUGCUCUUUGACACCGCACUGGCUCUAGAGGACCAAACCAUACGCGCCAUCGCAGAAGCCCCAAUGGAUAUCCUUACAGAGGUGGAGUCAUCUGAAUUGGAUGCCCGUAUCCCUGGAGCAGAUAUCUUGGAGAGGGAACAGGUCUCUGCUGAUGAGAUUUUCUCUGGAAGGAAGUUGACCAAAGAACCAGCAAGGACAGCCCAGCAGAACUCAACACAGACCAGGACAGGACAAUGGACACAGGACAAGGGUGUAGCCAGUAGAAUAUGAUUGAUUAAAAGACAUAGUUCUCACAUGCUGUAAUGUAUCUACUGCUUGCUGUCUCAUUUGCUACAACCUUCAAACCUCUCCAAUUCACUAUCUGGACACGUUGUUCUUGUGAGACCACUGGAUUUUGAUUGUGUCACUGAACAUGAAACACUCCCUGCUUGCAUUGCCCUUCAAAAGCCUUAACACGCUUUUUAGCAUUAAUAGUGAUUUCAUGUAAUUUGGACAGAACAAUUUGAGUUUGUAUUUCUCUGAAGACGGGAGAAAUGUGGUUAUUUUCAUGUAUCCACCAAUACAAGUUAUUUAAUCUGUCAUUGGAGGAAGAAUAUUUCCAGGUAUCUUGUCCAAGUACUUGUUCUAAGCAUAUCAAACCCUCUGUUUCUAAGUGUGUGCAUGUCCAGGCAUCCUAGUACAGUUACCACAUCUGUGAGCCAAAGCCAUAAGGUAUGAUUUUGAAUUUAUGGAAAAUUAUAAAUAGUGGACCUAAAUAGUCACAUUUUAGAUUGUAGCGUAAUUUCACAGUAUAAUGUCUUCAUUUUUUUUCUUUUUUUUUUCCAGAAAUUAAAACAUACAUUAUGCGCUGGCCCACAACGAGGAGAUUUUAAGAGACUUACAAGUAUUUGGUUGGUUGUGGCAUUUAACAUUAGCUGUUGCCUGGGCAGGGUUAAGGAAUUAGAAGGCUUGGGAUCAAUGCCUGUUUCCUGCAUUGAU